CGAUACCUUAAAAGACAAUAUUGUCGCAGUGUGUUGCGGCUGUGCACGCUCCCCGCGCCUUCUGUCUCUGACUUCCUUGUGCUCGCGCGCACGUCGGCUAUCAUCAGGUGGCCAUUGUUCUCCACGGCUGCUCAAACUGACCCCAGUGCAGCAAGGUCCAGUACCGCGGUUACCUCCAAGCCCCGCCCCUUCCUCUUCCAGCGCUCAGCAUCUCCAAUCACCAUCACCCCUCCCCCAAAUCUCUCCUCGUGAAUCCAGCGACUGAUUGACAGAUAAAACACAGGAAACUGCUCCAGAAACGCGACGAUACGCUCCAACGUUGUAGUUUUCCGCCGAGUCAUUUUUCCCCUCAACAAGUCAUAUUUUGCUUCUCCCCUGGGCUCUCUCUGUUUUUUUAUCUGAAGCUGACGCGUCUUCCUCCCGAGGUAGUUGAGUUGUAGCCUUGAGGUGUAGCCUUCGUCCAAGACCCAGCAUGUUAGAUCCGUCUUCCAGUGAGGAGGAAGGGGAUGAGAUCCUGGAGGUGGAGCGCAAAGAGGUGGCGGCCCCAAAGAGCGUCAGAGGAGCGCGGCCGUUACCCAGCGGAGCCAGCGACGGUCAAAGCGGCACAGGGGGGCUUCAGCCCCGGGGCCGAGCCAGCGCGGGUGGCCGAGCCUCAAGCCCCAGCCCGUCGGUGGGCAGCGACAAAGAGAAAGAGGACCUUGAGAAGAUGCAGAGGGAGGAAGAGGAGAGGAAAAAGAGACUCCAGCUGUAUGUGUUUGUCAUGCGUUGUAUCGCAUACCCGUUUAACGCAAAGCAGCCCACUGACAUGGCGAGAAGGCAGCAGAAGAUCAGUAAGCAGCAGCUGCAGACGGUCAAAGAGCGUUUCCAGGCAUUCCUCAAUGGAGAAACGCAGAUCGUAGCGGACGAGGCUUUCAUCAACGCAGUCCAGAGCUACUAUGAGGUUUUCCUGAAAAGCGACAGAGUGUGUCGGAUGGUGCAGAGCGGGGGCUGCUCAGCCAGUGACUCUCGGGAGGUUUUUAAGAAGCACAUCGAGAAGCGUGUGCGCAGUUUGCCAGAGAUCGAUGGCCUGAGUAAAGAGACUGUGCUCAGCUCGUGGAUGGCCAAGUUUGACACCAUCUACCGCGGGGAGGAGGACCCAAGGAAGCACCAGCAGAGACUGACGGCCAGCACCGCCUCUGAACUCAUCCUGAGCAAAGACCAGCUGUAUGAGAUGUUUCAGCAGAUUCUGGGCAUCAAGAAGUUUGAGCACCAACUCCUUUAUAAUGCUUGCCAGCUGGACAAUCCAGAUGAACAAGCAGCUCAGAUCAGAAGAGAACUGGAUGGAAGGUUACAAAUGGCAGACCAGAUUGCUCGUCAGCUCGGCGGAAGGUUCCCAAGGUUUGCGUCCAGAGAGAUGGAGGCCAUGUUUAUCGAAGAGCUGCGGUCCUCCGUCAACUUGCUGAUGGCCAACCUGGAGAGCAUGCCGGUGUCCAAAGGAGGAGAGUUUAAGCUGCAGAAGCUGAAGCGAGGUCACAACACGUCUAUUAUAGACAUGGGCCAGGAGGAUGAGAACAUCCUGUCCAAAUCCGACGUGGUGCUAUCCUUCACCCUGGAGGUGGUCAUCAUGGAGGUGCAGGGUCUGAAGUCGUUGGCACCAAACAGAAUAGUUUACUGCACCAUGGAGGUGGAGGGAGGACACAAACUACAGACAGACCAGGCCGAGGCCUCCAAACCCAUGUGGGGAACCCAGGGGGAUUUCACGACGACGCAGCCGCUACCUGCCGUGAAAGUGAAGCUCUUCACUGAAAGCACUGGAGUGUUGGCCCUGGAGGACAAGGAGCUUGGACGGGUGGUGCUCCAUCCAACGCCAAACAGUCCCAAGCAGUCUGAGCUGCACAAGAUGUCAGUUUCCAAAGGCUGCCCAGACAGUGACCUCAAGAUCAAAUUGGCUAUUCGCAUGGACAAACCGCAGAACAUGAAGCAUUGUGGGUACUUGUUUGCGAUUGGCAAAAAUGUGUGGAAAAGAUGGAAGAAACGAUUCUUUGUGCUCGUUCAGGUGAGUCAGUACACCUUUGCGAUGUGCAGCUACCGAGAAAAGAAGGCAGAGCCAGUGGAGCUGCUCCAGCUGGAUGGCUAUACCGUGGACUACACCGACCCACAACCAGGACUGGAUGGCGGCCGGGCAUUCUUUAAUGCUGUGAAAGAGGGCGAAACAGUCAUCUUUGCCAGUGAUGACGAGCAGGACCGAAUUCUGUGGGUGCAGGCCAUGUAUCGGGCCACCGGCCAAUCACACAAGCCAGUCCCUCCCACCCAAGUCCAGAAACUCAACUCUAGAGGGGGCGCAGCGCCACAGCUUGAUGCACCGAUAUCUCAGUUCUAUGCUGAUCGAGCCCAGAAGCAUGGCAUGGAUGAGUUUAUUUCCGCCAAUCCCUGUAACUUUGACCAUGCUUCCCUCUUUGAACUAGUCCAACGCCUCACUUUGGACCACAGACUCAAUGACUCUUACUCCUGCCUGGGCUGGUUCAGUCCCGGUCAGGUGUUCGUCUUGGACGAGUAUUGCGCUCGCUACGGAGUUCGAGGCUGUCAUCGUCACCUGUGUUACCUGAGCGAUCUCCUGGAGAGGGCAGAGAAUGGAGCUAUGAUCGACCCGACCCUCCUGCACUACAGCUUUGCUUUCUGUGCCUCCCACGUCCAUGGAAAUAGUCAACGUGUGUCAGAGUUGUUGAACUGGCCGGUAUCGGAGGCCGAACUUGAAAGAAUCCUUUUCCCCUCUGCCCCUGAGCCCCCCCCCCAAAGUGUUAGGAGAGAACUCAGAAUCAUGAAGAAAAUGGACCUCGUGUCUCAACUUUUAUCCAGACCAAGAAGGCCUGAUGGCAUUGGUACCGUAACCGUAGAGGAGAAGGAGCGCUUUGAGGAGAUCAAGGAAAGGCUUCGAGUGCUUCUAGAAAACCAGAUUACACAUUUCAGGUAUUGCUUUCCAUUCGGACGCCCAGAGGGUGCACUGAAAGCAACACUGUCCCUGCUUGAAAGGGUUUUGAUGAAAGAUGUUGUCACCCCGGUUCCACAAGAGGAAGUCAAAGCUGUGAUCCGUAAGUGUCUGGAGCAAGCAGCUUUGGUCAAUUACCAGCGCCUGUCAGAGUACGCCAAACUAGAAGGGAAAAAGAGAGAGAUGUAUGAGCAUCCUGUCUUCUGCUUGGCGUCUCAAGUGAUGGAUUUAACCAUUCAGAAUGUUGGCCAACUAGCCACUCCUGCAAAGAAACUGGAGGACACCAUUCGCUUGGCUGAGCUGGUAAUUGAGGUGCUGCAGCAGAAUGAGGAACACCAUGCUGAGGCCUUUGCGUGGUGGUCAGACCUGAUGGUGGAACACGCUGAGACCUUCUUGUGUCUUUACUCGGCUGACAUGGACGCAGCUCUUGAGGUUCAGCCUCCAGACAGCUGGGACAGUUUCCCCCUCUUUCAGCUGCUCAAUGACUUCCUGAGGAUGGACUAUAACCUCUGCAACGGGAAGUUUCACAAACACCUGCAAGACCUGUAUGCCCCCCUGGUGGUGCGCUAUGUGGACCUGAUGGAAUCAUCCAUUGCUCAGUCUAUUCAUAGAGGCUUUGAAAGGGAAUCAUGGGAACCAGUCAAGGGUAGAGCAGGCGCUCUGCCAAAUGUCAACCUCCAAAUGCCCAAAGUACCAAAUCUAACAGUACCAAGUGUUAACCUCUCACAAAUGCCCAUCUUUUCUCCACCCAACUGGAUGACAUCGAAUGAUGACUCAGACAACGGCUCAGGGACGUCAGAGGAUCUGUUUUGGAAGUUGGAUGCUCUGCAGACCUUCAUCCGAGAUCUUCACUGGCCAGAGGAGGAGUUUGGCAAACACCUGGAGACCCGACUGAAACUGAUGUCCAGUGACAUGAUUGAAUCCUGUAUAAAAAGAACUCGUGCAGCAUUCGAGGCCAAGCUUCAGAGGAGCAGUCGGGCUACAGACUUCCGAGUGCCGCAGUCUAUCUGCACCAUGUUUAACGUCAUGGUGGAUGCCAAAGCUCAGUCUGCCAAGCUGUGCGCCAUGGACCUGGAUCAAGAGUUUGUUAGAGACUGGCGACAGUACCAUUCCCAAAUUGACUAUCUCAUUGAGGAGACGGUGAAGGAGAUGAUAACUCUGCUAGUAGCAAAGUUUGUGGUCAUUCUGGAAAGUGUAUUAGCGAAGCUCUCCAGAUACGAUGAAGGAACGCUCUUUUCCUCUUUUCUUUCUUUCACAGUGAAAGCUGCCUCAAAAUAUGUGGACGUGCCUAAGCCCGGAAUGGAUGUAGCUGACGGUUACGUGACCUUUGUCCGUCACUCCCAGGACAUGCUGCGGGAGAAGGUCAAUGAGGAAGUGUACAUUGAACGAUUAUUUGAUCAAUGGUACACCAGCACGAUGAACCUUCUCGGCACGUGGCUCACUGACCGCAUGGACCUGCAACUGCAUGUCUAUCAGCUGAAGAUUCUCAUCAGAGUUGUCAAGAAAAAGUACCGUGACUUCCGCCUCCAAGGCGUCCUGGACUCCACGUUAAACAGCAAGAUGUACGAGACCGUCAGAAAUCGGCUGACCUUGGAAGAAGCGACUGCCUCGGUGAGAGAGGGCGGGAUGCAAGGCAUUUCCAUGAAGGACAGUGAUGAAGAGAGCAAUGAUAACUAAAGUGAGUUCAGCGAUGUGCUGCCUGGCAAACACUUUGUCAGCUGUUUGUUCUCCGUCCGUGUGAGAGUUCCUUGUUUAUUUCUGUGGUCAAGGGUACUGAAAUAUUGUGUCAGUGUCAGACAUGAAAUAACACUUGGAUUUCUAUUGUGCUGGUUUAACAUCAAGCCUGCAGAAGAUGUUAUGUUAUGUUUUUAUCCGUGUGUAAUUAAACUUCCAAAUGUUCUCAUGCAAUACGGUUGACAUUUUUUGCCCACUUGUGGAACUAAGACUAUACUGACUGAGCAGCUACUGCAUGUUGUAUUUUUUUAAGCAGGGAGGGGUGUGGGGGUCUUAUGUUGCUUGGGAUCCUCGUCACCUUUCAUUGAAACUUUGAAAGUGUCAUCAAAGCGGACAUGUGUUCAUCGAUGCUUGUAAGUGAAGACAGUCUAGGCCCACGCAGCAGAAGUAAGGCCAACACGGAUGUUUUCAAAAAGGCACAUUCCCUUCCAUUCAUGUGCGCAAAAAACACAUUCACCGGAUGUCAGGCGCAUUUUGGCCAAUCAGAAGCCUGAAAAAGCAACUACAGUUGCCUCUGUUCAUCGAUUUAGUGAGAUAUUAGAUGUACAAUGACGUGUACAUUAUCUUUAAAAUGAGCACAAACUCACACAAAGCCCUGGAAACAAAAGCGAUUUUUUUCUUUUAAUCACCCGUGCGUGUUAUCAGGUGCCCGCAAGUCGCUAACGUCAUGUUCUGUUGUUAAAUCAGGUUUAAAAACAUGCGACCAUGUUGCACUUUUAUGAUGACACAACCCAGAGGUGGGAGCAAGUCAGUGUUCUGCACGUCUCCAGCAAGUCACGAGUCUUUAAUCCCAAAUCUCAAGUCAAGACCAAACAGGUCGAGGCAAGUCCGAAGUCAUAGCUUGAAAUUUUCAAAUCCUUACCAGUCAUAAGCAGCAAGUGUUUACUAGGGAUGUCCGAUAAUAUCGGCCACGAUAUUGCCAUAAAAAUGUGAUAUGGGUUGAUAUCGGUAUCGUGUUUUUCCCUAUAAUGAAAACCGAUAAUAAAACACUGCUGUAUAUACUGUACAGGCCUACGGGCUCCCGUACUUGCCGUCAUCGAGGCAUCCAGCGGCGCCAAUCGAUGGAAAUACUUCGUCACGUCCUGUGUUAUUCCUCGCAGUCGGAACUGGGCUUGAUAUGUUGAAACCACGAGCAUGGGUGUGCCGCAGAUAACACCGACGUUAGCUAACUCGUUAGCUUGUAGCGGCGCCGGCCCGGUCUCGUUGUCUCUGUUGUCAAUCAACAUUUUUACCCAUGUCGAGGGUCACCAAAUGUGGAGAUGCGAUUCACGAGACAGGAGUCGAGGUAGGUGGCACCAAUCAGUUUACUCUCAACUCGGCAACAAGCAACGACUCUUUAGCAAUAGCUAAGUGGCUACAACAACCUCAUGACCUGCAAACGGAAGUACACUUGUUCAUUCCGUGAGUGAUAUGUGAUGUUACACACAUCGGUGUCGGUUGAUAUCGGAUUCGGAAAUUGAGAGUUGGGCAAUAUCGGCAUAUCGGUUAUCAGGAAAAACGCCAAUAUCGGACAUCCCUAGUGUUUACCAAAUAAAAUACUAUGACCUCGUAGUUUACGAAUGCAAAUUAAAUUCCACUCGCAUCAUGACACGUCACGGUGUUAAUCGCUGCCCCUCUCUAGCAGUCAGGCGUUCACAGAAAUGUAAGCCACACCCUUGUUGGUUGUUCUUAAACCUGAUUGGAUGGCGUGUGGAAAAAUGAGCUUUUGACCAUGAUGGACAGCAGUUUGUCCAGUGUCCUCCUGUCUCUCACUGUUACAAACGCCUCCAACUGAGCGCCGAUAACUUGUUCGGCUUUCCGGACGAGUUUGUCCAUCUGGUUUGUGUCCUUUUUGCUGGUGCUGCUCCCCCAGCAAACCACAGCAAAGUGCAGGCCACUGGCUGCCACAGACUGGUAGAAAAGACAUGAUCAAUCGAUCAAUCGUUGUUAAUUGUCAUGGUGGACAACAAACGGAGCCCCAAUUUUUGUUCCUAGAAAUACGGCAUUGAAAUAAAUCAAUACUGCAAAGCAUACAGAGAUUGUCGAUAGUUUUAAUGUGUGUUCCUUCAAAUUCUCACCAGCUUGUACGAAUGGCAACGCAAACUGCCUAGAACGUCUCUAUGGUCACUUAUCUAACAGAGAGUAAGAUAGUUUGCGUUUAUAAUGUCAACAUUUUGUCCAUGUGUUCCAUUUCAAACCAAAUGUUUUGUUGUGGUCAAAUAUCCUGUCAGUUAGUUUGUGUUUCUUGAUUUCCAACUUCAUGUACCGUUCCUUCCAGAAGGAUGGAAUGACGGAAUGGUUUGUGUUUUUGACUGGAUAGCAGGAAUGGUGUUUGUACUGUUUUGGGGUCAGUGUUUACCUCCUGUAAAAGUGCUGCAUGUCCUCGGUAUUCACUUUCCAAGUGUUCUUGCCCCGUCAUGUGACGUUACGGAUUUGGGCUGGUCGUGCUUCCGAGUCCCGGCAGAACCCACCGCGACCAAGAGCAUCUGAAUAAACGUGAAAGAAUGGACAGAAUUUCUUGCCUCGGUUCUUGUGUUUCUUCCGUGUGUGUGUGUAAAAAGUGGACUUGAAGUGUAAAGUUGUGUAACGGCGUAAUUACAAAUUUGAUUCGACAGGGGAAGUAGACUGCAAAAAAUACAUUUUUACUAAUCCGCCACGCUGCCCUCGCCUCCACCACGGAGCAGCAUUUUCUUAAGAAAAAUGAGAGAUUAGUGCGGAUUAAAGCAUCGUUCAUCUUGAGAGUUGAUAUUACCGUCCAGAAGGAGAUUGAAAGAAUUGCCGGAGAUCAAAUCAACAAUGACCAAAAUCAAAUCAAGGGCUCAAGAUGGAAGCUAAAACCAGAGUAAGGUGGGAUUAGUUAUAAUAUAGUCCCAA
This is a messenger RNA of Dunckerocampus dactyliophorus (ringed pipefish), 7552 nucleotides long. RefSeq names its product Ca2+-dependent activator protein for secretion a (gene cadpsa). Gene Ontology annotation, biological process: synaptic vesicle exocytosis; dense core granule exocytosis; positive regulation of exocytosis. NCBI's taxonomy places the organism in Eukaryota, Metazoa, Chordata, Actinopteri, Syngnathiformes, Syngnathidae. Gene Ontology annotation, cellular component: glutamatergic synapse. The record is from RefSeq and is a predicted model, not a curated record. The coding region runs from base 473 to 4642 and encodes 1389 amino acids. The transcript is spliced from 31 exons.